Molecule: messenger RNA, 5437 nt
Organism: Sarcophilus harrisii (Tasmanian devil)
Lineage: Eukaryota; Metazoa; Chordata; Mammalia; Dasyuromorphia; Dasyuridae
Gene: RCAN3
Product: RCAN family member 3
Exons: 5
Coding region: 344-1069 (241 amino acids)
Biological process (GO): calcium-mediated signaling
Cellular component (GO): cytoplasm; nucleus
Molecular function (GO): calcium-dependent protein serine/threonine phosphatase regulator activity; nucleic acid binding
Source: RefSeq, a predicted model, not a curated record
CCUGAAGGUUCCUGGGACAUAGGGAUAGCAUGGAAUCCAAUGAAAUCCAGAGAAAAGCAGAAAUCUUCGGUUUUGCCUAUAGUGCAAGCUUCUGUCCUCAGCAAACCUUUUCCCAGAGCUUCUUAGAAAUAGUCAACUCCUGCCAGCAAAUGAUGAAAUGAGAAGGGAGUAGGAGGUUCAAGCAAAAGGCUUGUAUAAUAAGCAGCCUCUGAAGACUCAUAAAUUGACAAGACUUAGUGUUUUUGAGGAAUGUGGCAUGCCUUCAAAUCUGUUCAAACGCAGCAGCAUCUGUGCCUUGUUGACAUUGUGGAACUUAGAAAAAGAGAUCUGCUCUUAGGGGACAAUGCUAAGGGACGUUAUGAAGUCUUGGAGUGACAGCCAGUCAGAUCUUUACAGCAGUGACCAAGAAGAGGAGGAAGAGAUGAUUUUUGGUGAAAAUGAGGAUGAUUUGGAAGAGAUGAUGGAUUUAAGUGAUCUGCCUACCUCACUUUUUGCAUGUAGUGUACAUGAAACUGUGUUUGAGGUGCAAGAGCAGAAGGAGAGAUUUGAAGCACUUUUUACAAUCUAUGAUGACCAAGUUACAUUUCAGUUAUUUAAAAGCUUUAGAAGAGUCAGAAUAAAUUUCAGCAAACCUGAAGCAGCAGCAAGAGCCCGGAUAGAGCUUCAUGAGACCGACUUUGAUGGGAAGAAGCUGAAACUGUAUUUUGCACAGGUGCAGAUGUCCAGUGACCCAGGAGACAAAGCCUACCUGCUGCCCCCCCAGCCCGCCAAGCAGUUCCUGAUCUCCCCGCCCGCCUCCCCGCCCGUGGGCUGGAAGCAGGGGGAGGACGCCAUGCCUGUUAUAAACUAUGACUUACUCUGUGCCGUUUCCAAGCUGGGUCCCGGAGAGAAAUAUGAGCUUCACGCAGGGACCGAGUCUACUCCAAGUGUGGUGGUUCAUGUCUGCGAAAGUGAGACUGAAGAGGAAGAAGAAAUGAAAAAUCCCAAACAGAAAAUAGCCCCAACCCGGCGCCCAGAAGCACCUCCAACAGUUUGCAGUGAGCCCCCGGCCUUUGGCUGUGCGCUGUGAGGGCGGCCGACACAAGCAGUGACCUCCUGUGGCUUAGUGACGAAGGGUGGGUUUCUGCACCUGCGACUGGUGCAGGUCAGGAGGGUACAAGGGGGCUGGAGAUGCUGUGGCUUCCGCAGUCCUGUCCUGCUCUGGGAGCCAUGUACGUUAUACAUAGUACAGGUAACAGGAGAUUCUACUAGUGGUUGUCUUUCAUGUUCAGAAUUUUAGGUGAGAUUCUAAAAAGCACUUUACUUUGAAGAAUAGUACCCCAAUGUAGCAUCUCUGACAUAUUUUAAUAGUGGGAAAUUAGGCAGUUGGUUUUAUUUUUUCCAGCAAUGUUAACUUCUCUAAUAUGUAGCAUGGGGUACCAAAAACUGGAACUAUAUUCACCCAGUACAGUACCAUUUUAUGGAUUUAAAGAUAUAGUCUCUAGUUUAACAGUUCAGCGUGGGUAUUUUUGUACUGGUAUACUAGCUUCUAACAAAUAUAUUGAUCAAAUGUUAAAUGCUAUUCAGUAUAUACUAACAUUUUGCACGGCUAGAAAUCUAAUGUCUAGGAGAAUGGCCCAUUUCAAAGUAUUUUUUUCCUUCAACUUUUUGGAAAGAAAUGUCAAAUUCACAUUUAACGAAUGAAAACUUCGGCAUCUUUCCAUGUGCAUAUUGUCAUCCUUUACCCUUAACGGAGUCUGGAGGGAAGAGACCCCCCCCAGGCCCUCUUUCCCGAUGCACAGGCCCUCGGGGGGCCAGCUCCCUGGUGGCCCCUUUCAGAGCGGGACACCUGCCAGUAGGCACGAUUGACUGUGGGGUCAGAUGGCUAAUCGCGGAUGGCCACCUACACCUAACUGUGUUCCUGUCUGACAUGUUUUCUGUCAUAUUAACCGCUGGUCCUUGAGACUGUUCGUUGUUGUGUGUUUGCUCAUAUCUGCCCAUAAUCCAGAGAAAAGGAGAUGACUGAUAUUCUGAAAGUAGUUUACAAUCUGAAAACAAGUUCACAUACUCUCUGUUUUCUGUCUCUGAGCGGGAGAAGAGAAAUCAGCUGACUUCUCACCUGUGCAUCAUGGACGGAGCCGCCUGCUUGUGUUCACUCGUGCACAGUGUGGCUGCUCCAUCGUGCCCAGGAUCCUCCUAAGAGGGAGUACCUCUGAGUGUGCUCCCCAGAUGUUCUGGCACCUGUUCUAAUGAUAGUGAGAUAGGUUUCUGUGGGCUUCUGUUUCACUGCAAGGGUUUUGUUUUCUAAUCUCCCACGUGUCCCUGGUCCUUCCACAUUCUGAAAUCUUUAUUAAACACGUGUGCACACAUACAUUCAUAUAUGUGCUUCUGGAAUUGAUCAUUACUACAUUCCAAUGUAAAUUUGGUGGAAGUUUGUGAUUAAUCAGCAACUUCUUGGAUUCUGAUCAGCAUUUGGCAGUUUAUUUGGCAACCAGUUAAUGAAGUCACUUUAUAAAUCUAAGAGUUUACAGUUCCUGUUUACAGUUCCAGUUAUUGCUCUUACCCAGUAGGCACCAGUUUAGAGCUGCAAAAUGAGUCUUCUAAGGAAGGAAACAACAUGUGUUUUAAAUCUGCUUAAGAUCAUUUUCAGAUUCUGCACUAAUAGCCAUACAUUAUCAUAAUUUUCCCAAUGGCCCCGAUCCAUGUAAUCAAUACAAUUGUUGCUUUAAUUUUCAUUCCACCUUGUCCCUCACCUGCCAGUUUUAAUAUGUCCUAUCAAUGAGAUAUGAGACACUUUGUAUCUGUACAGUCCCAACUGCCCACUUUUCCUCCUUUUUUGAGAAUGUGGGAUGAAUCAAAAAAAAAAAACCUUUUAAAAAAAUGAAUUCUUUUUAAACAAACUACCAGCAAACUAUUGAAGGAAGGAGUCAAGAUGACCUACACUUGGAGAGGACAUUGAACCCAGAAUCCAGAGGCUGGAACCCAGUCCUAUUACAGAGAUCCCUUGUGUCUCCUGAAGAUGGCAUUUAACUUCCUGUUAAAUGAAAAAUGAAUGAAAAUUUUCUGUAAAAUGAAAAGCUUUCUGAGGUCCCUCCUAAUGCCUGUGUUCUGUGUUUUUUGUGAGGGUGGCACAUUGACAAUUCCAGGGCAUAUUUUUCAGGAGGCAAAUGUUUUAAGCAAAAAUUAUCCAUGCCUUUCAGUGUCUCACUUUUGGAAUCACUUUGUAACUUCUGCCUUUGGGGCAAUUAUACAUCCUGGUCACAUAACUCUCUUGAAAAAUGAGGAACUUUCCUAUGCACCACUUAAUAUUUUUUAACUAAAUUCCUUCAACAUUUUUAUUAUUGAAAUUGUGUUAUUGUAAAUCAAAUUAACGUUUGUACCCAAGUCUGAGUAACUUUAAUGACCAUGUUUUCUUUAGAGUUUAUAUAAAAAUCUCUAUAGCUUAGAGAAUUCUAGGAAAGAAAACAGUGCCUUGUGGGGAAAGGAGAGAGGGAAAGUGAUCGGUUUUAAUACAGAAACUGGAGUGACCAAAAAGGAAGCUACCCUUCCUGCCCCCUUUUGUUCAUUCACGGGUGGCAGGUGCUGUUAAGUUGGGCAGGAGCCACCCAGGGCUUCUGAGAAAGGAUAAAUGGCCUCUAAAUUGUGGGUGUUGAAGGAGUGUUUUGAAGGAGACAAUGUUGAGGUCUCCUGGCCCAGAGGCUUCAUAUCCCUUUGUCCUCCAGAGAUCUGCCUUGGCUCCUCUGUGCGUGGGCUCGUGCCAGCUGUGCCAUGGAGGCCUCUGAACAGCUGCUUCUCACAAUGCAUGCACUGCCAAAAAGUGCAGCAUGAAAUUACCUGAUUUUAAUCCAAAGAACCCUUGAAAACAGCUUCGUGCUUUAGAGGGGAGGGACGGGGUGAUCAAUGGGAAUCAUGAUAGAUAAUAAAGCAAGGACCUCUCUGGGACCAAGUAUGGGGGGCUUCCCAGCAUCCCUUGCCCCUCUUAAAUUGUGGCUGUAGUUGGAAGGUAUGCACUAGUGUACAAAAGCAGUAGGAAAUCUGAAAUCCAAAGCGAUCUCCUGGUGCUAUUGUUCACUUUCGCUUUUCUCUUAUUCUCGAGAGUUGUGCACCUUAUGCUGUGUAACAUGAAUUAAACUUCUGUGAACCGCUUUAUUUUCCCUGCUUUGUAUAGUCCCACCUGCUGGAAGCACGUGUUGCAUUUAAUUUUCUAGUACUGAAAAUUCAAAUUUAUAUUGGCCAUGACAAGGGAAGGGAGUGGAGAUCUGGCCAGCUAUUUGCUUCUUAUCUAGACCUGUGUAAUAAUAAACAUUCACCAAGCAGUCAAUGAAUGAUUGAAAAUAAGACUUAGAUUUGGCCCAUUGUUUAGUUAUGUUGACUCAAUAGUAUAAUUUCCUUUCUGCCAUAUUGUUUGCAAUGAAUUAGGCACUUUCUAUAAAUGCUGUUGUUUUGCUUAUUGAAGACAUGUUUUAGAUGCCCAGGAGACCUUUGUUAUAACCAGCAUAGGUUAAAGCCAACUGGAAGACAGUAAUCACUAGACUAAGUGAUCAAAAAAGGACUGGCACUUAGGUUGCUCAGAGUAGAAGCUAUCCCCCAGGAUUGGGAAGGCCCUUCCUCCUGAGCAAAGGACCCUUGGGUGAUAAAAACCACAACUUUCCUGACUCCCUGCUGACUUAGUCCCUUGGAAUUUGAGAUCUUCUGGGCCCGUAUCUCUCCUUCUGAAAUCAAAUGAGCUAAUAUUUAUAAAGUGCUUAGUAUAUAGUGCCUGACACACAAUAGGCACUAUAUAAAUGCUUAUUUCUUCCCCUUUCUCCCUUUCUUGAAGGAGAAUCCUGUUCCCAGUGAGUUCUUGUGCUCCUUGAAGGCUCUUUUCUUAAAUGUGCAUCCUCAUUAUAAUGAAAGGCCUGCCUGUUCACAUAGGUGGGGGUCUUCCCUAUUGUUUGACUCAUUUAAAGCCCUUGAUAACCAUGAUUUGGGAAUGAGACAAGGAUUAGAUAAAGGCAAUCAUCUUGUCAUUGGUGUGCCAUAUGAUUUCUCUAUUACUCUUCCUGUAGUUUUUCAAAACCAGAAAGAGUAUUUACAGGAUUUACUGAUGUCCAUUUCCACUGCUCAUCCUGUCCUAAGAUAGUCCCUGCAAGAAGAAAAGUCUCUUUAGACUGUUUUGCCCAACUUUUGCUUCAUUUCCCUACACAUGACCACCCCAAUCUCUUACUUCGUAUGUUGAGUAAUUGUUUUCCCUGAUUAUGGCUUUGAGCUUGUGUUCUGUUUUAGAGGCCCUCCUUCCCUUUAGGGUCCUGGGAUAUAUGUUGUAUGUCAUUAACUUUAAAAGACUAGUCAGUAAUCUGUACACACUGUCCAUAUUUUAGUGUCCUUGAGGUGAUGGUCUUAAUUGUAGUUAGUCUUGUGUGUUAUUAGCAAUUACUGAGCAUACUAUGCUGCAAGGACAGUUAAUAUACCUUGUGCU